Dalotia coriaria is the source of this 3120-nucleotide messenger RNA. It is a transcript of the gene arm, whose product is annotated as armadillo. The transcript has 6 exons. Gene Ontology annotation, biological process: positive regulation of transcription by RNA polymerase II; canonical Wnt signaling pathway; cell-cell adhesion. Bases 289 to 2697 code for a protein of 802 amino acids. Gene Ontology annotation, cellular component: adherens junction; cytoplasm; nucleus. The record is from RefSeq and is a predicted model, not a curated record. Gene Ontology annotation, molecular function: transcription coactivator activity; alpha-catenin binding; nuclear receptor binding. NCBI's taxonomy places the organism in Eukaryota, Metazoa, Arthropoda, Insecta, Coleoptera, Staphylinidae.
GCUUUGCUGGUUUGCGCUGCACUGCAUUCGUGCGUCGUGUUGUGGGUGCUGUGUGUGUUUACGAGUGUAGAGCGCAACGACAAACGAUCACUCGAGCAGUCGGGCUGAGUCAGUCGGCGCGGCAUUACCACAUUUCGCAUUCGCAGGUAGAGCGGGUGUGGUACAGUCGUGUAUUGUGAAUCACUCAUUGUGUUCCCGGACUGUGUGACGAAGCGACCUGCGGAUUAUCACUAGUUGUGUGCGGCUCGUCGAGUGUAAGGUGCUAAGUCGACUUAACACCGAUUCACCAUGAGUUACAUGCAGGCGAAUCAAAAUCGGAACAUGUCGCAUGGUAAUUACCAAUCCGACAUGCCGAUCAACGCAAAAGAACAAACCCUGAUGUGGCAACAGAACUCCUACAUGGGAGAUUCUGGCGUGCAUUCCGGGGCCGCCACCCAAGUUCCAUCUUUAACUGGAAAAGAAGAUGAAGACAUGGACUUUUUUGAUCUGGAUCAGGGUCUUCAAGGCUUCACACAGGAUCAAGUUGAUGACAUGAACAAUCAACUGAAUCAAACGCGUUCGCAACGCGUGCGAGCUGCAAUGUUUCCGGAAACUCUUGAAGAAGGCAUCGAAAUCCCUUCAACUCAAUUCGAUCCCGGCAAUCAGACGGCUGUGCAACGCCUGGCUGAACCCAGCCAGAUGCUAAAACAUGCUGUGGUUAACUUGAUUAAUUAUCAGGAUGACGCUGAUCUUGCAACGCGUGCUGUACCAGAGUUGAUUAAACUCUUGAAUGAUGAAGAUCAGGUUGUUGUAUCGCAGGCCGCCAUGAUGGUGCAUCAACUGUCGAAGAAAGAAGCCUCGCGUCAUGCUAUCAUGAACAGUCCGCAAAUGGUCGCUGCUCUCGUUCGUGCCAUUUCCAACUCCAAUGAUUUGGAAACCACCAAGGCUGCGGUUGGAACAAUGCAUAAAUUAUCGCAUCAUCGACAGGGAUUGCUCGCCAUAUUCAAAAGCGGUGGUAUUCCAGCGCUGGUUAAACUUCUAAGCUCUCCUGUUGAGAGUGUUUUGUUUUAUGCAAUUACAACAUUGCAUAAUUUACUGUUGCAUCAAGACGGAUCCAAGAUGGCGGUGCGUUUGGCUGGUGGCCUACAGAAGAUGGUCGCAUUGUUGAAUCGCAACAAUGUGAAAUUCCUAGCGAUUGUUACUGAUUGCCUGCAGAUUUUGGCGUAUGGUAAUCAAGAAAGCAAGUUGAUUAUUCUUGCGUCGCAGGGUCCAGUUGAGUUGGUGCGCAUUAUGCGCUCGUAUGAUUACGAGAAGUUGUUGUGGACCACCUCAAGGGUAUUGAAGGUUUUAUCGGUUUGUUCGAGUAAUAAACCAGCCAUUGUUGAAGCUGGUGGUAUGCAAGCCUUGGCCAUGCAUCUUGUUGAUUCCAGUCAACGAUUGGUGCAGAACUGUUUGUGGACAUUGAGAAACUUGUCUGAUGCGGCUACAAAGGUUGAGAAUUUGGAAAAUAUGUUACAAUCAUUGGUGCAGGUUCUACAAUCACCAGACAGUAAUGUUGUAACAUGCGCCGCUGGCAUUCUCUCCAACUUGACUUGUAACAAUCAUAGAAACAAGGUGACUGUUUGUCAAGUUGGUGGAGUUGAUGCACUGGUGAGAACUAUUGUCACCGCUGGUGAUCGUGAAGAGAUCACAGAACCUGCUGUGUGCGCUUUGCGUCAUUUAACUUCAAGGCAUUCAGAAUCUGAAAUGGCGCAAAAUUCAGUGCGUUUGAAUUAUGGUAUUCAGGUGAUCGUGAAACUCCUAAGUCCGCCGUCAAGAUGGCCGCUGAUCAAGGCUGUGAUUGGUCUGAUUCGCAACCUUGCAUUGUGUCCGGCCAAUCAUGCACCAUUGAGAGAACAUGGCGCUGUGCAUCAUUUAGUGCAGUUGUUGAUGAGGGCUUUCCAGGAUACACAAAGACAGAGGUCGAGUGUAACAAGUGCUGGGUCUACAACCGCGGCAAAUUAUGCUGAUGGUGUAAGAAUGGAGGAGAUUGUCGAAGGGACUGUGGGAGCGUUGCAUAUUUUAGCGCGUGAAGCACACAACAGGGCGGUUAUCAGACAGCAGAUGGUGACGCCGAUUUUCGUGCAAUUGCUGUUCAAUGAUAUUGAGAAUAUUCAACGCGUCGCAGCUGGCGUGCUUUGCGAAUUGGCUGCUGAUAAGGAAGGUGCGGAGUUGAUCGAGCAGGAGGGUGCCACUGCCCCGCUGACGGAACUUUUACAUUCCCGUAAUGAAGGAGUGGCAACUUAUGCAGCUGCAGUGCUCUUCCGCAUGAGUGAAGAUAAACCGCAGGAUUACAAGAAGCGUCUUUCCAUGGAAUUGGGUAAUUCGCUCUUCAGAGAGGAGAAUUUGUGGAAUGCUGACCUUGGAAUGGCUUCUGACCUCCAGGACAUUUUGAGUCCUGAUCAACCAUAUGAUAUUUACGCACAAAGCCCACCUAGCGUGCACAGCAGUCAUGGCGGACGGGCACAAUAUCAGCAACCAGGGUAUGACCAGAUACCAAUAGACAUGCAGGGCCUAGAAAUCGGCUCGCACGGAGGUACUGGUUCUCCCUUUGGGGUGCUGGAUGCAAUGGAUGUCGGUAAUGAUCCGACCGACCUCGACUUUGACACCAUGGACCAGUUGCCGCCUCCGCCGACUGAUAACAGCCAAGUGGCAGCUUGGUACGACACCGACUUGUAAACGUUUGUUUUAAUUGUGUGUGUGUCUCUUGCUGGCGACAGUAAGAUUUUUAUGAGCAGCGAAUCUUUUUAUACAACAAUUAACUUAAUUUUAAUUAAUACAUAAACAACUUUUAAUUUAAAGUUUAUUGAAAUAGUGCUAGAAACAUCGCAACUUUUCGUUUCAUCGUAAAGUAAGAAUAUGCAUUUAGAUAAAUUUAUUUUUAUGUUGAUGUUAACAAACAUUUGGCAUUUUAUUCUACAAAAUUUAUCAUGGAACAAAUUGAACCGAUACAGGGUAGUUAUUAAGGACAUAUUGUCCACAUAGUAUAUUAACUUUGUGUAUUAUCGGUAGAGAUGUUCACAAAAUGACAUAGGAAAUAUAUACUACUACUAUAAUCAAAAUAACGAUUUUUGCAAUUAAAUAUUCACUGAAAUUUUGAAA